UCUAGCCAACAAAGUCAGUGUAAUCCCAAAAAGUAACUCUUCCAACCUCUGUGGUUGCUCUUCAGGAAUGGGUUUAUCCUUGGCAGACUGUAGUACCAUAAAGGCGGAGCAUUGUUAGCUCAAACGACAUAGUGGGCAAACACGGCAAAACUAGUUUUCCUAGUCAAAAAGCAAGAUAGCAAAAAUUCCGAGGUCAGGAAGAAUGUAAUCUCCUUUUCUUAAUCAGCAAAAUUGAGUCGCCCUGCCAUUUCUUCCAUUCGUGGGAGGAUUUUUUAAAAGGUCAGCUAAGGUUGCUAUGUCUGCUUGGGCACUCAGGGUGACCAUAUGGUGUGGAAGGUGCGACCAGAGAGCCGCUCAGGCACGCUGCCUCCAGUCAGCAUAUUUGCCUUGAGAGUCAGGAGCAUAUGCCCGCUGCAUAAAUCACUCGAGGUUGAAAACUCCCGUUCCGACCCUUCUCGCUCCUCGGUUCUGUCGAUACUUGCAUGUGUAACACCUUUCCGAGGUGAGGGAAGGACUUUUAAUACCGGCAGUAGGAGUCUCCGAUAAAGGCUGUGACAAAAAUCGCAAAAUCGUGCUUGGUAAAACUGAACAGCAUGUCCCUUUUUUGCAAACGGAAUUUUAAACAAUCAACCAACCUGCCGGUGAAUCCCCACGUGGGAAAACAAAUUGCGUAAGUGAAGGAGAGUAGAAAAGUUCUCGCGCGCCUUUCUGUGAUUGGUUGCCGUUGCGCUCGGCUCCCCUUUCCAUUCGUUGAAGAUUCCAGCCAUCCCCGCCUCCCGAUUAGUUUAUUAUCCGCGCCCAGCGCGGCUAUUUCAUCCUCUGGCUAUUUGGCCCCGCCCAGACGCGUGGAGGGGGUUCCGAGUAAACAUCAUCCUUUUUUCUAAUUGGUUAAGCCUUCCCCAGUCCUGUGGCUCGCCUUCCUAUUGGCCAGCAUCGCGUGCUUUUGGAAUCUUCGUAAAAACUAAAGGAAUGCGAAGGAGCGCACGCGGUGGAAGUGGCGUCUGGCACAAUCAGAUAAGGAGGGGCGGGGCCUGGGGGGGCCCGUAGGAGAUUUAAAAAGCUGGCCGCUGGUGUCGGCCGCUUCCUGUUUAACUGGCCAUGCUUUUGGCGCAAGGUCCCCUUUGCUACCAGAAUCCCGAAGGAGGGUCUCUGGCCCCCGAUGACGCCGCCUCCGCUGAAGAAGAGCCUCGUUGCUUGGGGAAGGCGACCUUGGAGACGCGCUACCGCCUGGGAGCCUUAAUCGGGAGCGGCGGCUUCGGCAGGGUGUAUGCAGGGACGCGGCUCAGCGAUUCUCUCCCGCCACCCCUUAGUCCUAUGAAGAAGAUUAAUGUGCAGCCUGGGAACAAGAAGUGUAGUAUUUCGAUUCCAAUGCAGUACCUUUGGGCCUGUUAUCACCUGCUCUUUUUGGUUCUUACAGGUACACGGGUCUAUAGUCCCCCUGAAUGGAUAAAGUAUCACCGGUACCAUGGCCUCCCGGCUACCGUGUGGUCCCUGGGAGUGCUGCUGUACGACAUGGUGUGCGGGGACAUCCCUUUUGAACACGACGAGGAGAUCCUUCUUGGGAAACUCCACUACCACUGCAGAAUAUCCUCAGACUGCGGUCACUUGAUUGAGUGGUGUCUCUCGCUUGCCCCCGAGAAGCGACCUUCCCUGGAGCAGAUCCUGGCCCACCCCUGGCUCCUUGGGAUUUUGGAGCAAAACGGACGCAAAGGGCAACAGUCGGCGGUUUCGAAAGCUGGCACUAGCCUGUGACUGUGGUGGCCUCUGGACAGCCUUGGUGGGGUGGGAGGUGGCCACGGAGUGGACAAAGAGCUCUUGGCUUUUCCUGCAACCACCUCUCUGAUGUAAUCACUGUCUCUUAUUCCUGCUGAUUAGCUGAGCGACUGCCCCUGGCAAAGGAGCAGCGAAUGGGGGGCAACUCCAAGUGACCUUGCCAACUAGUUAGACAGUGGGGCUGGCAUUCAGUCCCUACCCAAGACAAUAGAGACCAAUGGGCACUCUUCUGUUUACAUGAGGACUUUUCCUGCCCCUUCCUUUGCAUUAGUAAAGGGGUACAAGACUGGCAUCAAGCAAAGUGGUGUUUAAUGGGCCCCAGUGUUGGCUCCACUCCUUCUGUACCCUUGGAUCAGUAUUGGAAUCUCACAGGAUAUCCUUGAGGCAGCAGAGUUGGGUUCAUGUUUUAACGCAAUAUGGAAAAGGUGGCGUUUCUGCAGGUGUCAGCUUGUUAUUUAUUUAGGAUGGUAUUCCUAUGGGAACCCUUGUUGCUUUCUCUUGUGUUAAUGCUAAACCUCUGCUUGCCAUCGGUUUGGUCAUAGAAACGUUUUCUCCAGUCCACCCAGGGAGUGGAUGCCAUCAUGCAGGGCUGGGGAACACCUGGCGCUCCAGAGGUGGAUGUAGUGACUCUCCCAUUGUGCCUCUCCAUUGGCCAGGCUGGCUAAGGCUGAUGGGAAUUAAAGUUCAGCCAUAUCUGAAGGGCCAAGAGGUUCCUCUGCUCUGAUGUGAUAGAGACUGUACUGUUUCUUCCUCCUCAUCGCAUAUUUCCAUUUCUGUUCGUUCAUUCCAAGUGUGAACCCGCCUUUCCAGUCUUUUCUUCCCCUUCAGCUAGUUGUAAGGUUUAGGGAGUUGGGGGGAAAAAAAUAAAAGAACAAGAAAGAGGGUCUAGGACUCAUAAAAAAAAGUACACAUAAAAUGAAAAAUAAAUGGAUAAAUCCCAAGGGUUUUUUUUUUCAGUUGAGUUUGAAGCAAACAAAAUCCUCUUUUGUUCAGCUCUAGACCAUUAUGUAAGCUACAGCUUAGGUUGAAGGCAAUCCAAGGGAGAUUCUGGAGUUUCUGAAAGCACAGGCUAAAUAUUUGGGUGCUACCAGCCCAUAGCAGCCUGAACUGAUCCUGUUACUGUCAAGAUUUCAUUUUGGAGUGCUCUGUGGAAGUCUUGUGUCUUCUUACAGUUCUUCUUGGUCAUGGCCAGUUCCUAAGAAAGCUUGAACAUGGAUUUGUUCUUGUAAGCACUCUCAUAUCCCCAUUUGAUCUUACUCUGCCCAAAUGUUGAGUUUACAACUACAUUUUAGGUUUCAUUCACAACAAAAGAUGCUUGGAGCCACUGAAUUCCUCUUCCCCCCCCCAUCCCUGGCCCCACAAUCUGAAUUGUUCUUUUCCUUCACCUAUUGAGUGUUUCUACCCACUCCACCCCCAUUUUGCUUUGGACACUGGAAAGACAAUAGGAAGUCAUGGGAUCGGCCCUCAAUCUAGGGUGUAUGUAGCCUCUUAGAUCAUGGGUAAGGGAACCUUCGAUCUUUCAUGACGUUUUGGAUUUUGGCUCCAAGCCCCCACCCCAAGUGUACCCAAUGAGAUGGGAUUCUGGGAAUUGGAAAUCAAAAUGCAUGGAAAGCAAAAAGUCCCCACCCACCAUGUGUUAAUUCAUCUGCAAUAACUGGGUUACAGUGUUCUCUUGUCUCUUAAUGGAGGGACGUUAUUUGAAGGGGAUGAGAUGGCAAAGAUCUACUAGCUCUGUAAACUGGUCCUAGGAAGGGUUCAGAUUUUGUUAUUUUCAAUGCGUUGUCAAGAUUUCUUAGUGAUUUUUGAGAUUGGGUGGGGAAGACAGCUCUUUUCUUGACUACAUCUCCUAUUGCUGUAGAAGUUCAAUUUCUGUUACAAUAGGAGAAGUGCAUACGGAUCCUAUAGGGAGUUACCUGAUUGUGCUUAAGAGAGAUGGAGAUGCAUUCUGUUCUUCAGGCAGGCUUUAUGCUUAUAUCUCCUGAGCAGGGCUCUGUAGCUUUUGGCCAGCCUUGGUAAGCAAGCCAGAAGGUGUCCCCCAGGCUCCAGAGUCUCGGAAGAGGACCCUGCUUGAUGUCACCCUGGGUUCAAAACCCAGAGUGAUUAGGGGUUUGAAGAUGAUACCUUCUUCCCCAGUUCUGGGUUGGGAAAGGAAGGAGAGCUCACUCCUUCUGCACAAAUUCUGGAAGCUAUGAACUAUCUCCAAGCUAAUGUCUCCAAGGUUUUCUGUGGUAUCAAAGAUACUUUGGAAUAAGAUUUUGUCUAAUGGCUUCCGUGCCUGGGCUAAAACAUACUCAGCAGGGCAGUGUGGCCAGUGCAUUUAUGUAUCCCUCCAUUUCUACCAGGCCAAUACUCUAGUGAGUUGUGUUGUCUUAAAAUGCCUGUCUGUUCAACAUAGGUUUUCUAAUGUUCUGUCUCUAAGAUACAUCCAAGCAGAGUCUGGGGUGCAAGAGAAGGGUAGUGGGGGGUUCAAUAGGUUACGACAACGAGAAUCCAGCCUGGGAAAAUGCCAGCAUCAGUUUCUUAGCCUGCUGCCUCUGGCAACAUAACUGAAGAAUAUUUCUAUGCCAGUUGAGGAUUUGAUUUUGUAUUCAUGAAUUUGUGUGUGUGUUGUUGUUUUUUUUGUUCUGUUACUGCAUCCUGUGCACAUUUGUGCAAACCACAUAACACAGUGCCUCGCCCGUUUGGGCUCCAGCAUUUACAGAACUCCUUUCUGGGAUUAAAUAAACUUUUAUAAGAAAAAAACA
Pogona vitticeps (central bearded dragon) is the source of this 4517-nucleotide messenger RNA. The record is from RefSeq and is a predicted model, not a curated record. Lineage: Eukaryota; Metazoa; Chordata; Lepidosauria; Squamata; Agamidae.